AUGCUGGGAGUUCAAGGCAACGGCUCUGCCCGCUGCGGAGGCGCCUCCCGCGCCGAUGGGCACUUCAUCGCGCUUGGCAACACCGAGGAGCACCUCUCCGUCGUCGUCCUUGGUCACCCCCAACGGGGUGACCCGGCCACGGAGGAGCAACUGGACCGUGUCAGCGGCGACGGAUGGGUGGCAGCGAAGGACGGUGAUUACGCUGACGCCCUCUCCAAGGGCCACACGGUCAUCCUGACCGAGUCGACCGGAGCAUUCUCCGCCGACCUCGAUCGCGUCCUCCGCCAACUUGCGAACCCAAUGUCAGAGAGAUCCUGCUGA
Molecule: messenger RNA, 321 nt
Organism: Emiliania huxleyi CCMP1516
Lineage: Eukaryota; Haptophyta; Isochrysidales; Noelaerhabdaceae
Exons: 2
Coding region: 1-321 (106 amino acids)
Source: RefSeq, a predicted model, not a curated record